Abrus precatorius (Indian licorice) is the source of this 2811-nucleotide messenger RNA. Its product is annotated as long-chain-alcohol oxidase FAO4A-like. Gene Ontology annotation, molecular function: flavin adenine dinucleotide binding; long-chain-alcohol oxidase activity. The transcript has 3 exons. The coding region runs from base 51 to 2510 and encodes 819 amino acids. Lineage: Eukaryota; Viridiplantae; Streptophyta; Magnoliopsida; Fabales; Fabaceae. The record is from RefSeq and is a predicted model, not a curated record.
AUACUUAUAUAUAGCAUUUGCUGCGAUUAUAAAAAAGGAACAAAUCAAGUAUGGAGAAGAGUGGGGAAAGCAAUAGCAGAAGUAGUAGUUUCAGGCUGGGCUUGGGCUUGGGUGCGAAUGAGGCUAAAGUUCACACUGUGGUUGAGCUCGGUAAUGUUGACACACACACACACACUAGUCUUCUUCAAGAUGGUGGCGAUGUUGGUGAGGAGAGAGAGAAAGAACAGAAACCUCUUAAAAACUCUCUCUCUCCUCGCCAGAUGAAGUCCCUUGUUGCUCUCUGUGACACCAUCUUGCCUUCCAUCAAAGACAACGUUGUUGGGUCCUCCGAUGAUUCUGUCGCCAACUUCUACCGUAUGUCAGCUUCCAUGGCUGGAACACCUGAGCGUCUUGGAAUAUUGAUAAGUGAGAAACUGAAACACCCGAGUACAUGGUUGUUGCGGUUGGCAUUAUGGUUACUGUCUACAUGGUUUGGCACGUUUAUAUUCUGUGGGAUCUUUAGCCUCUCAACAAAGUUCCCUUUCUUCCAUAGCUACCCUGAAUUGUCUCCACCCAAACGCCAGAAAGCUAUGCAAUCUUGGUCUCAUAGUUUCUUUCGUCUACUAAGGAUGUUUUUCAGGACUAUCAAGCUUCUCAUUGUCCUUGUCUUCUUCACUCAGCUAGAUGAAGCAGAAGAAAACCCAUCAUGGAAAGCAAUUGGGUAUUGUGGACCUGAUCCAGAGUUCAAAAUACAGUUGAAGAACCACUUUUUACGUAGAACAUCAAAAGAAGGAGGACAAGAGGAAAAAGAAAAUGAUAAUGAUAACAACGAUGAUGAAGAGGUUAGAGGACCUCUUUACAAAGGCCUUGUGCAUAUAAAUAACCCACGAGACAUCAUUACUGAUUCUCUAAGAAAAUUUGGAUUCUCAGUGUCUUUUAAUCCUCGAAAGACCAAGGCUUCUAACAUGUCCUCUCCUUCUUUAGUUAUCCAAUGUGAUGCAGUGGUUGUCGGUUCUGGUUCCGGAGGUGGGGUGGUAGCUGGGGUUCUUGCAAAAGCUGGUCAUAAAGUUCUCGUUUUAGAGAAAGGAAGCUAUCGUGCUAGGAACAAACUUUCCCUUCUUGAAGGACCAAGCAUGGAUCACAUGUACCUUUCCAAUGGUUUGGUUGCAACAGAUGAUAUGUCUGUACUAAUACUUGCAGGAUCCACAGUUGGUGGAGGGUCUGCAAUAAACUGGUCAGCUAGCAUUAGAACCCCUCAGCAUGUAUGCAAAGAGUGGUGUGAUAGCCAUGAGCUUGAACUAUUUGAAAGUAAGUUUUAUAAAGAAGCUAUGGAUGCUGUGUGUGAGAAAAUGGGGGUCCAAUCUGAGAUUAAUGAGGAAGGAUUCAACAAUGCAGUGCUAAGAAGAGGGUGUCAAGAAAUGGGGUAUCCUGUGAAUAACAUUCCAAGGAAUGCUUCACCAGAUCACUAUUGUGGCUGGUGCUGCAUGGGAUGCAAGGAUGGAAGGAAGAAGGGUACAUCGGAAACAUGGCUAGUGGACUUGGUGAAAUCAGGCAAUGGUGCAAUCAUUCCGGGUUGUGAGGCUAUACAAGUCUUGCACAAGAAAGAGAAAGGAAGAGACAGAAAAAUAGCAUGUGGAGUGGCUUUUGCAAUUGAAUACAAUGGAAUCAAAGACAUUUGUGUGGUGGAAUCCAAGGUCACAAUUGUAGCCUGUGGAGCACUCAGUACUCCAACAUUGCUUAAAAAAAGUGGCUUGAAGAAUGCAAACAUAGGUAGACACUUGCACCUUCAUCCAGUGGCAAUGGCUUGGGGCUACUUCCCCGAUGAACCUUCUUCACCUGAACUGUGGCCAGAGAAACAUAAAAAAAGCUAUGAAGGGGGAAUUAUGACAGCAAUGUCUACAGUUGUUGCACAGUUUGACAAAUCUGGAUAUGGUGCAGUGAUCCAAACACCUGCAUUGCACCCUGGUAUGUUCUCAAUUCUAAUGCCAUGGACCUCUGGAAUGGACUUAAAAGAUAGAAUGUGCAAGUUUUCUAGAACAGCUCAUGUAUUUGCAUUGGCAAGGGAUAAAGGAUCAGGAACUGUGAAUUCACCAACCAGUAUAAGUUAUGAGUUGAAAGGUGUAGACAAAGAGAAUUUAAAGAUUGGAAUUGAGAAGGUACUGAGAAUUCUUGCAGCAGCUGGUGCUGAAGAAAUUGGGACUCAUAAUAAUAAGGGAAGGAGCAUAAAUGUUAAGAGGGUCAGUUGUCAUGAAUUUGAGAAGUUUGUUAAAGAAGAAAGUUCAAGGUCUUUAACAGACCUUUCAACACCACUGUGUUCAGCACACCAAAUGGGGAGCUGUAGGAUGGGUAAUAAUCCAAUGGAAUCAGUAGUAAACCAAAUGGGGGAAACGUGGGAAGUGGAGGGUCUUUAUUUGGCAGACUCAAGUGUCUUUCCUACAGCUUUGGGUGUGAAUCCAAUGGUCACUGUUCAGGCUAUUGCUUACUGCACUGCACAAUAUGUUCUUGAAGUUCUUAGAAGGAGAAGAAGAUGAAGGGAAGAAAAAAAAGAUAAAUAUGAUGGUUAUGUAAAAGCACAAGAUUACUCAAAUUUCAAUAAUGUUAAGGGUGAUGCUCAACCAUCAAUGAAAGAAUAGCACUAGUCUGCCAUUGGAUAUAAUUUUACUACUUCAUAUCACAUAUAAUGUAAGCACUAAUGCUUGUAAUUUAGACAAGCCUAAUGUUUUGUUUCUGCAUCAUGAAACCCAUCGCUCCAUUAAUCAUAUAAGUUAUAACAAGCCUAUUGUUUGCUUCUGCAAAAGCUUGUAGAAAACAUGAAAUCAACUUUUCGUAUGU